This is a messenger RNA of Poeciliopsis prolifica (blackstripe livebearer), 1038 nucleotides long. RefSeq lists its product as uncharacterized. The record is from RefSeq and is a predicted model, not a curated record. NCBI's taxonomy places the organism in Eukaryota, Metazoa, Chordata, Actinopteri, Cyprinodontiformes, Poeciliidae. The coding region runs from base 93 to 758 and encodes 221 amino acids. The transcript is spliced from 5 exons.
CUGUUGUUCAUAUAUUCUUCAUCAACUCUUUGGAUCAUUUGAUCAAACUGUGAAGCUAGAAAGUGUGUGUGAGCUGAUGUGAAUUCAGCAGCAUGGAUCAGUGUGAGGACAGAGAGGAGGGAGUCCCUCCCUCUAAAACCACUCUGUGUGGGGGAGAUGAGAGCCAGAGCAAAGGUCAGAGGAUCCAUCGGAGACUCAAACCAGAACCAGAACCAGAACCAGAACCCAGCUGUGUCUCCUUUAAGAGUGACAGAUCAAAGGAAAACCCCAUUCACUUUAAAUCUGCUGGAUCUCCACCAUCAGAGAGGACUUUUAAUGAGAAACUCCUGGAGAUUUCCUCUGAAGAGCAGAGGAGGAGCAGCAGAGAGGCAGUGAUGAAGAUCACACUGAACUUCCUGAGGAUGAAGCAGGAAAAUCUGGCUGAACAUCUGCAGAGAAGACAUUUGGCUGCAGUUUGUCAACAUAAACUUAAAUCUGGUCUGAAGAAGAAGUUCCAAUCUGUGUUUGAGGGAAUUGCUAAAGCAGGAAGUCCAACCCUUCUGAACCAGAUCUACACAGAUCUCUACAUCACAGAGGGAAGGACUGGAGAGGUCAAUAAUGAACAUGAGGUCAGACAGAUUGAAACAGCAUCCAGGAAACCACACAGACCAGAAACAAUAAUCAGACGAGAAGACAUCUUUAAAGUCCCACCUGGAAGAGAUCAACCAAUCAGAACAGUGAUGACAAAGGAGUGGCUGGCAUUGGGAAAACAGUCCUAACACAGAAGUUCACUCUGGACUGGGCUGAAGACAAAGCCCACCAGAACAUCCAGUUCAUAUUUCCAUUCACGUACAGAGAGCUGAAUGUGCUGAAAGAGAAAAAGUUCAGCUUGGUGGAACUUGUUCAUCAUUUCUUUAGUGAAACCAAAGAAAUCUGCAGCUUUGAACACUUCCAGGUUCUGUUCAUCUUUGAUGGCUUGGAUGAGAGUCGACUUCCACUGGACUUCCACAACAAGGAGAUCCUGACUGAUGCUACAGAGUCCACCUCAGUGGAUGUUCU